AUGGCGCUGGGCGUGAGCGCCGGGCCGGUCAGCCGUUGUCCAGCCAUCGCGCGGCCUGGCUCCUGCCUGAGAGCUGCGGCAGCCCAGGCGGUGCGGGAGAAAAGCCGCUCGCUCGCCGGGGCGCCGUGUGGCGGCGGGGACGGAGCGGGGCUCGUGCGGGAGCGGUGGUGGCUCCGCCGCCAGGUGUCUCUGCAGCCCGUCCGUCCGUCCUUCCGCCGAGUCCGCGAGCGCCCGGGGCCCAGCCGGCCUGCUCUUACAGGCGACGGCGAAGAAAGGAUAGAGAUGCCCCCGGAGGGUCUGUGGUACCACCAGCAGAAGGAUGGCUCCUUAGAAGCCUCCGGUGAAAGGCUGUACUCUCUGAAGAUUGAAAACACUACCAGUGUCGACUCAGGGACAUACAGGUGCAUCCUGGAGGAGCCAGAAGGGCGGAGAAACCAAAGCGGCACUGUGACCUUGAAAGUGACAGGAUGCCCUAAGGAACGCAAAGAAGACACUUUUCAGAAAUACAGAGCCGAGAUUGUACUGCUGUUGGCUCUGGUCGUUUUCUACUUAACACUCAUUAUUUUCACUUGUAAGUUUGCACAACAACAGAGUAUUUUUCCAGAUUUUUCUAAACCGGGCACGCAACGAGCUUUCCUCCCAGUCGUCUCCCCAAAUAAGCAUUUGGAGCCAGCGACUCUUCACAAGACGGAACUGGUAUGA
Messenger RNA from Puma concolor (puma), 702 nucleotides. NCBI's taxonomy places the organism in Eukaryota, Metazoa, Chordata, Mammalia, Carnivora, Felidae. The record is from RefSeq and is a predicted model, not a curated record.